Messenger RNA from Nestor notabilis (Kea), 1450 nucleotides. RefSeq names its product solute carrier family 24 (sodium/potassium/calcium exchanger), member 3 (gene SLC24A3). The annotation marks the transcript as partial. Gene Ontology annotation, cellular component: membrane. Lineage: Eukaryota; Metazoa; Chordata; Aves; Psittaciformes; Psittacidae. Gene Ontology annotation, molecular function: calcium, potassium:sodium antiporter activity; calcium channel activity. Gene Ontology annotation, biological process: intracellular calcium ion homeostasis; calcium ion transmembrane transport. The record is from RefSeq and is a predicted model, not a curated record. The transcript is spliced from 11 exons.
CACACGUGCGGGCAGCUUACACAGAACGACAGGCUUGCUUUGGCACACACUGUCAGCGUGGCAGCUGCUGGUGAGGGCCUGGCUGACACCCUCUCUUUGCUUGUUUUCUCAGGUCGUUGCGCUGUCGUCAUGGAGCCUCUUGAGAGAUUCAAUCUACUAUACACUGUCUGUUGUUGCACUCAUUGUGUUUAUUUAUGACGAAAAGGUUUCCUGGUGGGAGUCCUUAGUCUUGGUGCUGAUGUACGUCAUCUACAUCAUUAUCAUGAAGUACAACUCAACCAUACAUCACUGCUUUGAAAGGAAGACAAAAAACUCGGCAAAUAUGGUGAAUGGUUUAGCAAAUAACACAGAAAUGGAUGAUAACAGCAACUGCGAUGCCACAGUGGUAUUACUAAAGAAAGGAAACUUCCACCGUAAAGCGUCAGUGAUCAUGGUGGAUGAGCUGCUGUCUGCCUACCCACACCAGCUUUCGUUUUCUGAGGCUGGGCUCCGGAUCAUGAUAACCAGCCACUUCCCUCCCAAAACACGUCUCUCCAUGGCCAGCCGCAUGUUGAUCAAUGAGAGACAAAGGCUGAUCAACAGCAGGACUUACACCAAUGGUGAGUCAGAGGUAGCAAUCAAAAUACCUGUCAAGCAUGUUGUCGAGAAUGGAACAGGUCCCAGCAACUCUGCUGAGCGGGGCGUGAAUGGCACACGGCGGGAUGAAGACAUGGCUGAGGCUGGGAACGAGACUGAGAACGAGAAUGAGGAUAACGAGAACAAUGAAAACGAUGAGGAAGAGGAAGAAGAUGACGAUGAUGAUGACCAUGAAGGGCCAUAUACACCUUUUGACCUACCCACUGGCAAGAUAGAAAUUUUGAAGUGGCUCUUCACAUGGCCAUUGAGUUUUGUCCUGUACUUCACAGUGCCCAACUGCAACAAACCCCACUUGGAAAAAUGGUUCAUGGUUACCUUUGCUUCUUCUACACUCUGGAUUGCAGCUUUCUCAUACAUGAUGGUGUGGAUGGUGACAAUCAUUGGCUACACACUGGGAAUUCCAGAUGUGAUCAUGGGCAUCACUUUCUUGGCAGCUGGAACCAGUGUGCCAGACUGCAUGGCAAGCCUUAUCGUAGCAAGGCAAGGUAUGGGUGAUAUGGCUGUGUCCAACUCCAUUGGAAGCAAUGUGUUUGAUAUUUUAAUUGGCCUAGGCCUCCCAUGGGCUUUGCAGACCCUAGUGGUGAAUUAUGGAUCAUACAUUCGGUUAAACAGCAGAGGACUUAUCUAUUCUGUCGGUCUCCUGCUGGCAUCUGUUUUUGUCACAGUUUUUGGCGUCCACACGAACAAAUGGAAACUGGAUAAGAAGCUAGGGUGUGUGUGCCUUUCCCUUUAUGGCAUCUUCCUGUGUUUCUCCAUCAUGACAGAAUUCAAUGUUUUCACUUUUGUGAACUUGCCCAUGUGCAGAGAUCACUAA